Durio zibethinus is the source of this 1670-nucleotide messenger RNA. RefSeq names its product rop guanine nucleotide exchange factor 12-like. Gene Ontology annotation, molecular function: guanyl-nucleotide exchange factor activity. The record is from RefSeq and is a predicted model, not a curated record. Lineage: Eukaryota; Viridiplantae; Streptophyta; Magnoliopsida; Malvales; Malvaceae.
UCUUGUUAUUUGGUUUUAAAAGUUGUUUUCAAAAAGCAUUAAACAUGGUUCGUGCUCUUGAACAAGAACAAGAAAGUUACAGGUCUAGGUUGUUUCAUUUCAGGGGUAUGCAUGAGAACACAGGAAGACAUGCAAAGAGUUUGAGCAUCGAGAGUGCUAGCGUUUUAGAAGAGGCAGCCCUGGAUGAAGGGGUGGCAAUUAGAAGUCAGGGAUCAAGACCUCCAAGUGAUUUACCAUCAUUGAAUAGAAGCGACAAGGGUCUCAAGCCAAGGCUGACCAUGGAAGAUAUGUUAUCUGUCUACCUAGCCAGAGAAAAGCAGCUGUUAAAUGAUAUGGAGCAGAUGAAGGAAAGGUUUGCUAAAUUGCUCUUAGGUGAGGAUAUGUCAGGUGGAGGGAAGGGAGUUUCAUCUGCUUUAGCACUGUCAAAUGCCAUUACAAACCUUGCUGCUUCCGUCUUUGGUGAACAAUCACGCUUAGAGCCGAUGUCACCUGAAAGAAAAGCAAGGUGGAGAAAAGAAAUAGAUUGGCUCUUGUCUGUAACUGACCACAUUGUUGAACUUGUUCCCUCUCAACAAAAAAACAAGGAUGGAUCAAACAUGGAGAUAAUGGUCACAAAGCAACGAACAGAUCUUCAUAUGAACAUUCCUGCCCUGCGGACACUUGAUACAAUGCUUAUUGAUUGUCUAGAUACCUUCAAGAACCAAAAUGAAUUCUAUUAUUUGUCAAGAGAUGCCCCAGACUCAGAAAAAGGAAACAACAAGAGAAAAGAUGACAAAUGGUGGCUGCCUACUGUUAAAGUUCCCCCGAAUGGUCUGUCAGAGACUGCAAGAAAAAAUCUGCAGAUCCAAAAGGAAAGUGUGACUCAAGUGCUUAAAGCAGCAAUGUUAAUUAAUGCUCAACUUCUGUCAGAGAUGGAGAUCCCUGAAAACUACAUUGAAUCCCUCCCUAAGAAUGGGAGAGCUAGUCUUGGUGAUUCAAUCUAUAGGAGCAUCACAGUUGAAUUCUUUGACCAUGAUCAAUUUCUCUCCUCUAUGGACUUGUCAUCAGAGCACAAGAUUUUAGACCUCAAGAAUAGAAUUGAGGCAUCUAUAGUAAUAUGGAAGAGGAAGAUGAACCAAAAGGAUGGAAAAUCAACUUGGGGUUCUGCUGUUAGCUUUGAGAAGAGGGAACUCUUUGAGGAGAGAGUUGAGACCAUUUUACGCAUUAUCAAACAUCGGUAUCCAGGACUUCCUCAAUCUUCACUAGACAUCAGCAAAAUCCAAUACAACCGGGAUGUAGGGCAGGCUGUCCUAGAGAGCUACUCAAGAAUACUGGAAAGCUUGGCCUUCACGAUCUUGUCGAGAAUUGAAGAUGUCCUCCAUGCUGAUUAUGUUGUCCAAAAUCCGAGUCAAACAUCAUGCAUAUCGAACGCUUCAAAGGAUGAGAGCCAGCCUACUUCGGUGCUUGCAAGCCCAAGAUGUGAUGUGGAGACAACGAAUUCGAUGACCCUUUCGGAUUUACUUACUUGGAGUUUAGAUCAAAAUGACUCUGAGGAAAAUGCAGACUCGACAGAUGACUUACCUAAAGAGGGUGAUGAAAAGCACAUGCAAAAACUAAGCAUAGUGACUAACAAGAAGGUUUCAUAUCUUGAGAGCUUGGGUGGAACAAGAAGCCCAACGGCACGCCAUUAA